CCUGCAGAGGGUGUGGUGUGUGAACCUGGCAGGAGGGAGAGAUCAGACAGUGGCAGCCCUGGGGUGUGGUCAGGCGUGGGCCAGAGCGGAGGCUGGGAUUAGCAGGGCUCUGCUCCCCUCUGUGACUUCUCCUAACAGGCACACACGCUAGGGUGCCCUGUGUGAGCCCCCCAGCGUGCACACCUGCAGCGCCCAUUGAAUCCAGCCGGAGAUGCCAGAAGGCCCAUCUGUGAAGAGGUUCCAGCUGCUGACUGCGCCUUUUGUGGGGCAGGUAGUGGCCAAGGUGGGAGGAAGCAGCCGGCAGAGAAACCUGAAGGAUCUGAAAGCAACGAGGCUCCAGGACUCUCAGGCCUCUGGAAAGAAUUUAUUCCUGGCAUUCGGUGCGGCUCUGGAAGCAUGGGCCCUGGGUGGAAGCCCAUCUCCAGGUCCUGUGGAAGAAGAACCAACCAUCCAAGGAAAGGCUGACCGCGGGGCAUGCUCCCUUGCCCUUGCUCAGGAAGGACAGGAGGAGGAUGUCGCUCAGCUAAGCCCCGAAGAACACAGUGUGCGGAGGAAGCAGGAAACGGAAUGCUCAGUGCCUGAUGCCUCAGACGCAGCAGGGGACACUUGGAAAUGGCUGCGCUUCCAUUUUGGUUUGUUUGGCAGCAUCCGGGCUAAUGAGUUCUCGAGAGCUAAUAAGGCGAACAAAAGAGGGGACUGGAAGGAUCCCGUGCCCAGGUUGGUUCUGCACUUUGACAGCGGGGGCUUCCUCGUCUUUUACAACUGCCAGAUCCACUGGUGCACCUCUCCCGCUGUGGAACCUGCUUCUGACAUCCUGUCUCCCAAGUUCCAUCGGGGGCAGGCCUUGGCAGCACUGCGCCAGCCGACGUCCAUCUGCUACACUCUUCUGGACCAAAGAUAUUUCUCCGGUCUGGGGAACAUCAUUAAGAACGAGAUCUUAUAUUUGGCAAGGAUCCACCCAUUAUCGCAAGGCUCGCUCUUGGCUCUCUCAGCUCUUGAAUCCUUGCUGGAUCAUGCUGUUCAGUUCAGCACAGACUGGCUGCAUAAGAAGCUGGCUGGAAAAGGAUUACACUAUCAGAUCUACCUGAAAGAAAAAUGUCCUCUUGGGCAUGAGGUGAUGCAGGGAACUUUUGGACCCCAAGAUGGGUUUAAGAGGCUUAGCUGGUGGUGUCCUCAGUGCCAGCCUCGAGUACCUCCUGAAGGGAAUGACCCCAAAUCGCUUAAACACUGAGUGAACAAAUAUGCCAGCCUGAAUGUGGAUUAUGAACACACUCUCCUUUCUUGCAGAACGUCUCUGGUCUUUUUGUGACAGGCUGUCAGUUGUGCUGAGCAGAAAUCACUUAUCCUGGAAGGCAACACGUGGAGAGAAAAUAGAGCGUCAUUAAAAAGGGAGGGGAUGUUUUUGUGACGCUCCCAAGUCAUUAUUGAGCUAUGAAGAGAAAUAAAGCAAACAGUAGUAGGUGUAAGUCUCCCCCAGAAAGUAAGAAUUGUAGUCACUGAAAUACUUGGCACCUUCAGAUUUGCUUGUGUAAAAAGUUGAAAAUGUUCAAUUUUUCUUCUGCCAGUGAAGCAGUAUAAAUAACUUCAGUGUGAUUGUUUCCUUUGUUUGACUGUUUUGCAAACCUCCUACCAAACCAAUUGGCUGGGAAGAGUAAGUAAUGGGAAGUAGAACUUUUCUCCCCUAAGCCAGCGAUUCACAAGCAGCCGACUUGAUGGUGAUUAAGCAUUCUUAUGACCCUAACAGGUUGGCAGCAUGUGUUCACAUCCCAAAAUCAUUGGCACCCUUAUUGGCACUCUCAGCCGAGAGCCAGGGAUAGAAGUGGUCCUUCCAGCUCAGGGCAGAGUGGGGAAAGCUUUUACUACAGCUGCCUGUUCUAGCUUCGGACAUGGAGCUCUUGCAAUUCAAUGAGAAACUCUUUUCUGCCAACACCAGCCUGCGUUGUUGGAGAAAGAAAUCAUGCUCUUGAUCAGCUUUAAGAUGUUACAAUCAACUCAUUUGCAUUGCGGCUUAGAUCCAUGCUAGAUGUGUG
This is a messenger RNA of Mauremys mutica (yellowpond turtle), 2030 nucleotides long. It is a transcript of the gene NEIL2, whose product is annotated as nei like DNA glycosylase 2. Gene Ontology annotation, cellular component: nucleus. The record is from RefSeq and is a predicted model, not a curated record. Gene Ontology annotation, biological process: base-excision repair. NCBI's taxonomy places the organism in Eukaryota, Metazoa, Chordata, Testudines, Geoemydidae. Gene Ontology annotation, molecular function: zinc ion binding; DNA N-glycosylase activity; damaged DNA binding. The transcript is spliced from 5 exons. Bases 212 to 1231 code for a protein of 339 amino acids.